This is a messenger RNA of Xenia sp. Carnegie-2017, 5747 nucleotides long. Its product is annotated as IgGFc-binding protein-like. Gene Ontology annotation, molecular function: calcium ion binding; protein binding. The coding region runs from base 1 to 5580 and encodes 1859 amino acids. The record is from RefSeq and is a predicted model, not a curated record. The transcript has 33 exons. Lineage: Eukaryota; Metazoa; Cnidaria; Anthozoa; Malacalcyonacea; Xeniidae. Gene Ontology annotation, cellular component: extracellular matrix.
AUGUCGACGAGUUGGAACAGUAGGACAUACGUCAAAGUCACCGUUUCAGGAAAAUACAAGGGAAAGAUUUGCAGCACCUCUCUAUGUGGCAACAACAAUGGUCGUCGAGAUGAUGACAAUCAAUACAGCAGAAAAUGUGCGUCAUCAUCUCAACCAUGUAUCAUUGCUUCCCAGAAGAAAGCUGUAAUAGAUAAAUGUCACUUGAUGAGCGAUGCUUCAUCUCCAUUCCACAAAGCGUGCAACCGUUAUGUUGAUCCAGCCGCCUUGAUCAGUAAUUGUAAAUAUGACGCAUGUCGCUGCACAGAUCCAAUGAAAUGUGUUUGUAACGCUUUUGCUGCUUACAGUAAACUUUGUGUUGAAUAUGGUGGUGUUAUUGACUGGAGAUUUAAUGGAACUUAUUUAUAUCCAAAACUCAAAGAAUGUGAAAAAACAUGCAGUAACAAAGGAGAAAUUUUCACAGAAUGCGGAUCUGCUUGUGCAAAAACAUGUCGUGAUAUAUCACGUGGUUUAAAAUGCAGUGAAAGAUGCAUUCCUGGAUGCCAGUGUCCAAAAGGAUCUUACUUGGACGAGAAGAAUCAUUGCGUUCCUAUGAAGGAAUGCCCAUGUUUCUUUGAAGGAAAUUAUUACAAGGCGGGUGAAAGUGUGAAAGUUGGACGUUGUAAAACCUGUACGUGUAAUACGGGAGCUAUGGCUUGUGUGGAAGACCGAAAUUGCUCCUCCAAAAGUCCUUGUGAAUCGUUCCCAUGCAAAAAUGAUGGUGGUUGUCUUGAAGAAGGAGAUACAUUCUCUUGUAUUUGUAUCAAUGGGUAUCAUGGCAAAACUUGUGAAGAGUUACCACCAACACCAUGUGACUCUCGUCCUUGUAAAAACAACGGUAUCUGUUCAAUUAAUGGAGAUACAUUUUCGUGUGAAUGUGCUGUUGGUUUUGAAGGCAACACUUGUGAAGUUACGAAUGCAUGUGCAAAAGGACCUUGUAAGAAUGAAGGUGUUUGUACAAUUGUUGGAUCUUCUUAUAAAUGUGAAUGUAAAUAUGGUUUCACUGGAAAGAAUUGCGAGGUUGGAGUUUGUGAUCAUAGUCCUUGUAAGAAUGGUGGUUCGUGUGUUGUUGAUGGUAGUUCAUACAAAUGUACAUGCCCUCCAGACUUUAUUGGUAUUCACUGUGAAACAACAACAUGCAUUGCAUCUGGGGAUCCGCAUUACACCUCAUUUGAUGGCAAAAGAUUUAACUUCAUGGGAGAUUUCCGCACUAAAAUACGUUGUGGGAGGCGUGUCACUUGUACAGCGGCUGUUAAGAUCUAUAUAGCUGGUUACUUCAUUCAGUUCACACGUCAGAGACGUUCCGCAGUUGUAAACGGAGUUAGGCUUUCACAAUUUCCAAUAGUUCGUCCUGGAUUUAAAAUCACCAAUCCCAGUGGGAGUUGGCUGGUUUUUACUGCUGACAUCGGAAUGUCGACGAGUUGGAACAGUAGGACAUACGUCAAAGUCACCGUUUCAGGAAAAUACAAGGGAAAGAUUUGCAGCACAUCUCUAUGUGGCAACAACAAUGGUCGUCGAGAUGAUGACAAUCAAUACAGCAGAAAAUGUGCGUCAUCAUCUCAACCAUGUAUCAUUGCUUCCCAGAAGAAAGCUGUAAUAGAUAAAUGUCACUUGAUGAGCGAUGCUUCAUCUCCAUUCCACAAAGCGUGCAACCGUUAUGUUGAUCCAGCCGCCUUGAUCAGUAAUUGUAAAUAUGACGCAUGUCGCUGCACAGAUCCAAUGAAAUGUGUUUGUAACGCUUUUGCUGCUUACAGUAAACUUUGUGUUGAAUAUGGUGGUGUUAUUGACUGGAGAUUUAAUGGAACUUAUUUAUAUCCAAAACUCAAAGAAUGUGAAAAAACAUGCAGUAACAAAGGAGAAAUUUUCACAGAAUGCGGAUCUGCUUGUGCAAAAACAUGUCGUGAUAUAUCACGUGGUUUAAAAUGCAGUGAAAGAUGCAUUCCUGGAUGCCAGUGUCCAAAAGGAUCUUACUUGGACGAGAAGAAUCAUUGCGUUCCUAUGAAGGAAUGCCCAUGUUUCUUUGAAGGAAAUUAUUACAAGGCGGGUGAAAGUGUGAAAGUUGGACGUUGUAAAACCUGUACGUGUAAUACGGGAGCUAUGGCUUGUGUGGAAGACCGAAAUUGCUCCUCCAAAAGUCCUUGUGAAUCGUUCCCAUGCAAAAAUGAUGGUGGUUGUCUUGAGGAAGGAGAUACAUUCUCUUGUAUUUGUAUCAAUGGAUAUCAUGGCAAAACUUGUGAAGAGUUACCACCAACACCAUGUGACUCUCGUCCUUGUAAAAACAACGGUAUCUGUUCAAUUAAUGGAGAUACAUUUUCGUGUGAAUGUGCUGUUGGUUUUGAAGGCAACACUUGUGAAGUUACGAAUGCAUGUGCAAAAGGACCUUGUAAGAAUGAAGGUGUUUGUACAAUUGUUGGAUCUUCUUAUAAAUGUGAAUGUAAAUAUGGUUUCACUGGAAAGAAUUGCGAGGUUGGAGUUUGUGAUCAUAGUCCUUGUAAGAAUGGUGGUUCGUGUGUUGUUGAUGGUAGUUCAUACAAAUGUACAUGCCCUCCAGACUUUAUUGGUAUUCACUGUGAAACAAAAGUUCCAAAUCCUUGUGAGCCAAAUCCAUGUAAAAUGGUGGACAAUGCAACAUUUUGGGUAACAGCUACACAUGUAAAUGCAAACCUGCUUUUGGCGGAAACAACUGCGAAUAUUCACAAUGUAACAACAUGCAUUGCAUCUGGGGAUCCUCAUUACACCUCAUUUGAUGGCAAAAGAUUUAACUUCAUGGGAGAUUGUGAAUACGACUUUGCUAAAGAUUGCAGCGAAAACAAACUUUUUACAGUCCGCACUAAAAAUACGCGUUGUGGGAGGCGUGUCACUUGUACAGCGGCUGUUAAGAUCUAUAUAGCUGGUUACUUCAUUCAGUUCACACGUCAAAGACGUUCCGCAGUUGUAAACGGAGUUAGGCUUUCACAAUUUCCAAUAGUUCGUCCUGGAUUUAAAAUCACCAAUCCCAGUGGGAGUUGGCUGGUUUUUACUGCUGACAUCGGAAUGUCGACGAGUUGGAACAGUAGGACAUACGUCAAAGUCACCGUUUCAGGAAAAUACAAGGGAAAGAUUUGCAGCACAUCUCUAUGUGGCAACAACAAUGGUCGUCGAGAUGAUGACAAUCAAUACAGCAGAAAAUGUGCGUCAUCAUCUCAACCAUGUAUCAUUGCUUCCCAGAAGAAAGCUGUAAUAGAUAAAUGUCACUUGAUGAGCGAUGCUUCAUCUCCAUUCCACAAAGCGUGCAACCGUUAUGUUGAUCCAGCCGCCUUGAUCAGUAAUUGUAAAUAUGACGCAUGUCGCUGCACAGAUCCAAUGAAAUGUGUUUGUAACGCUUUUGCUGCUUACAGUAAACUUUGUGUUGAAUAUGGUGGUGUUAUUGACUGGAGAUUUAAUGGAACUUAUUUAUAUCCAAAACUCAAAGAAUGUGAAAAAACAUGCAGUAACAAAGGAGAAAUUUUCACAGAAUGCGGAUCUGCUUGUGCAAAAACAUGUCGUGAUAUAUCACGUGGUUUAAAAUGCACUGAAAGAUGCAUUCCUGGAUGCCAGUGUCCAAAAGGAUCUUACUUGGACGAGAAGAAUCAUUGCGUUCCUAUGAAGGAAUGCCCAUGUUUCUUUGAAGGAAAUUAUUACAAGGCGGGUGAAAGUGUCAAAGUUGGACGUUGUAAAACCUGUACGUGUAAUACGGGAGCUAUGGCGUGUGUGGAAGACCGAAAUUGCUCCUCCAAAAGUCCUUGUGAAUCGUUCCCAUGCAAAAAUGAUGGUGGUUGUCUCGAGGAAGGAGAUACCUUCUCUUGUAUUUGUAUCAAUGGAUAUCAUGGCAAAACUUGUGAAGAGUUACCACCAACACCAUGUGACUCUCGUCCUUGUAAAAACAACGGUAUCUGUUCAAUUAAUGGAGAUACAUUUUCGUGUGAAUGUGCUAUUGGUUUUGAAGGCAACACUUGUGAAGUUACGAAUGCAUGUGCAAAAGGACCUUGUAAGAAUGAAGGUGUUUGUACAAUUGUUGGAUCUUCUUAUAAAUGUGAAUGUAAAUAUGGUUUCACUGGAAAGAAUUGCGAGGUUGGAGUUUGUGAUCAUAGUCCUUGUAAGAAUGGUGGUUCGUGUGUUGUUGAUGGUAGUUCAUACAAAUGUACAUGCCCUCCAGACUUUAUUGGUAUUCACUGUGAAACAAAAGUUCCAAAUCCUUGUGAGCCAAAUCCAUGUAAAAAUGGUGGACAAUGCAACAUUUUGGGUAACAGCUACACAUGUAAAUGCAAACCUGCUUUUGGCGGAAACAACUGCGAAUAUUCACAAUCAACAUGCAUUGCAUCUGGCGAUCCUCAUUACACCUCAUUUGAUGGCAAAAGAUUUAACUUCAUGGGAGAUUGUGAAUACGACUUUGCUAAAGAUUGCAGCGAAAACAAACUUUUUACAGUCCGCACUAAAAAUACGCGUUGUGGGAGGCGUGUCACUUGUACAGCGGCUGUUAAGAUCUAUAUAGCUGGUUACUUCAUUCAGUUCACACGUCAGAGACGUUCCGCAGUUGUAAACGGAGUUAGGCUUUCACAAUUUCCAAUAGUUCGUCCCGGAUUUAAAAUCACUAAUCCCAGUGGGAGUUGGCUGGUUUUUACUGCUGACAUCGAAAUGUCGACGAGUUGGAACAGUAGGACAUACGUCAAAGUCACCGUUUCAGGAAAAUACAAGGGAAAGAUUUGCAGCACAUCUCUAUGUGGCAACAACAAUGGUCGUCGAGAUGAUGACAAUCAAUACAGCAGAAAAUGUGCGUCAUCAUCUCAACCAUGUAUCAUUGCUUCCCAGAAGAAAGCUGUAAUAGAUAAAUGUCACUUGAUGAGCGAUGCUUCAUCUCCAUUCCACAAAGCGUGCAACCGUUAUGUUGAUCCAGCCGCCUUGAUCAGUAAUUGUAAAUAUGACGCAUGUCGCUGCACAGAUCCAAUGAAAUGUGUUUGUAACGCUUUUGCUGCUUACAGUAAACUUUGUGUUGAAUAUGGCGGUGUAAUUGACUGGAGAUUUAAUGGAACUUAUUUAUAUCCAAAACUCAAAGAAUGUGAAAAAACAUGCAGUAACAAAGGAGAAAUUUUCACAGAAUGCGGAUCUGCUUGUGCAAAAACAUGUCGUGAUAUAUCACGUGGUUUAAAAUGCAAUGAAAGAUGCAUUCCUGGAUGCCAGUGUCCAAAAGGAUCUUACUUGGACGAGAAGAAUCAUUGUGUUCCUAUGAAGGAAUGUCCAUGUUUCUUUGAAGGAAAUUAUUACAAGGCGGGUGAAAGUGUCAAAGUUGGACGUUGUAAAACCUGUACGUGUAAUACGGGAGCUAUGGCUUGUGUGGAAGACCGAAAUUGCUCCUCCAAAAGUCCUUGUGAAUCGUUCCCAUGCAAAAAUGAUGGUGGUUGUCUCGAGGAAGGAGAUACAUUCUCUUGUAUUUGUAUCAAUGGAUAUCAUGGCAAAACUUGUGAAGAGUUACCACCAACACCAUGUGACUCUCGUCCUUGUAAAAAACAACGGUAUCUGUUCAAUUAAUGGAGAUACAUUUUCGUGUGAAUGUGCUGUUGGUUUUGAAGGCAACACUUGUGAAGUUACGAAUGCAUGUGCAAAAGGACCUUGUAAGAAUGAAGGUGUUUGUACAAUUGUUGGAUCUUCUUAUAAAUGUGAAUGUAAAUAUGGUUUCACUGGAAAGAAUUGCGAGG